Messenger RNA from Ruditapes philippinarum (Manila clam), 523 nucleotides. RefSeq lists its product as uncharacterized. Bases 31 to 498 code for a protein of 155 amino acids. NCBI's taxonomy places the organism in Eukaryota, Metazoa, Mollusca, Bivalvia, Venerida, Veneridae. The transcript has 3 exons. The record is from RefSeq and is a predicted model, not a curated record.
UCCUGUCCUUAGGCCGGAUAUUUGUAUACAAUGACGUCGAAACUUGCGCUACUGUUCUGGCUGCCGAUCUGUUUAGCACAAUUCGAUCCAAAUGCAUUGAAUCAAAACUUUGGCAGCGGGGGAUUUGGUAACACGGGUACUGGUACAGCAAACUCAACUGGGCAUUUUGAUCCUAAUGGUGCUAACUCCGGAUUCGGUAUGAUGAACACUGGAUCGAACACUACUAGUAACUUUGGGUCAGGUUUCGGAACAGGAUCUGGCUUUGGAACUGGUGGUACAGGGGGAUUCGGCACAGGGGGCACGGGAACAGGCAGUACAGGCACAGGAAGUACUGGCACGGGAAGUACUGGCACAGGAAGUACUGGGACCAGUGGAAGUGGCACUUUCGAUCCAAACCAGUUCAUUAAUGGAGGCGGUACAUCUGGAAGUUUCAAUCCAAAUACUUUGAAUAACUUUGGUCAAACGAAUGGUACAAUGUCUUUUGGAAAGCGCAGAUGAAUAAAUAUUUUUUAACAUGUCUAAA